Messenger RNA from Micromonas pusilla CCMP1545, 3100 nucleotides. RefSeq lists its product as uncharacterized. The record is from RefSeq and is a predicted model, not a curated record. Gene Ontology annotation, biological process: spliceosomal complex assembly. The transcript has 5 exons. The coding region runs from base 308 to 2980 and encodes 890 amino acids. Lineage: Eukaryota; Viridiplantae; Chlorophyta; Mamiellophyceae; Mamiellales; Mamiellaceae. Gene Ontology annotation, cellular component: U2-type prespliceosome; U12-type spliceosomal complex; U2 snRNP. Gene Ontology annotation, molecular function: mRNA binding.
CGCGGCCGCGCGCCAGGGCGGCGACUGGGGCGCGACGCCGGUGCACCCGACGGCCGUCGCGCAGCCCACGCCGAAGCGCAACCGCUCGCGCUGGGACGAGACGCCGCUGCUGAAGCGUCAGUCGGCGGGUCUCGGCGAGACGCCGUCUAUCCUCGCGGGCGCGGCGACGCCGCUCGUCCUCGACGGCGGCGCCACCCCCGGCCCGGACCAGCUCGCGUACGGCGCGCAGACCCCGGACGCGCGCGCGCUCGCGGCGGCGACGGCGGCGCAGGCGGGGCAGCCGCUGACGCCCGAGCAGUACAACGCGAUGCGUUGGGAACGCGAGGUGGAGGCGCGCAACCGACCGCUCUCGGACGAGGACCUGGACGCGAUGCUCCCGAGCGAGGGGUAUAAAAUUUUAGAGCCGCCGGCGUCGUACGUCCCGAUACGCACGCCCGCGAGGAAGCUGCUCGCGACGCCGGCGCCGUACGGCGGCGCGACGCCGGGAGGAGCGGGGGGGUUUUACCAGCUCCCGGAUGAAGAUCGCGGCCAGGUUUUCGACGUCCCGGAGAUGCCCGAGGGUUUGCCGAACAUGAAGCCGGAGGACUACCAGUACUUCGCGCCGCUUCUGAAAGAGACGGAGGAGGAGGAGCUGUCGUUGGAGGAACAGAAAGAGAGGAAGAUCAUGAAGAUGCUUCUCAAGGUGAAGAACGGGACGCCGCCGCAGCGAAAAUCGGCGUUGCGGCAGCUGACGGAUAAGGCGCGAGAAUUCGGCGCGGGGCCUCUGUUCAAUCAGAUCCUCCCGCUCCUCAUGUCGCCCACGCUGGAGGACCAAGAGCGGCACCUCCUCGUGAAGGUCAUCGACAGGAUCCUGUACAAACUCGACGACCUCGUCCGACCGUACGUGCACAAGAUUCUCGUCGUCAUCGAGCCUCUUCUCAUCGACGAGGACUACUACGCGCGCGUGGAAGGGCGGGAGAUCAUAUCUAACCUCGCGAAAGCCGCGGGGCUCGCGACGAUGAUCGCCGCGAUGCGUCCGGACAUCGACAACGUGGACGAGUACGUUCGGAACACGACCGCGCGCGCGUUCGCGGUCGUCGCGCAGGCGCUCGGCGUGCCGGCGUUGCUUCCGUUUCUCAAGGCGGUGUGUCAGUCCAAAAAGUCGUGGCAGGCGCGUCACACCGGCGUCAAGAUCACGCAACAGAUCGCCAUCCUCCUCGGCUGCGCGGUGCUUCCGCACCUGAAAUCCCUCGUGGAGAUCAUCGAGCACGGGCUCACGGACGAGAACCAGAAAGUGCGGACGAUCACCGCGCUGUCCGUCGCCGCGCUCGCGGAGGCGGCGGCGCCCUACGGCAUCGAGUCCUUCGACAGCGUCCUCAAGCCGCUGUGGAAGGGCAUCCGCGCGCACAGAGGGAAAGUCCUCGCCGCGUUCUUGAAAGCCAUCGGGUUUAUCAUCCCGCUCAUGGACGCGAUGUAUGCCAACUAUUAUACGCGCGAGGUGAUGGUGAUUCUCAUCCGCGAGUUUGCGAGCGCGGACGAAGAGAUGAAGAAAAUCACGCUCAAAGUCGUCAAGCAAUGCGUCGGCACCGACGGCGUGGAGCCGGAGUACAUCCGAACCGAGGUGAUGCCGGAGUUUUUCAAAAACUUUUGGGUCCGACGCAUGGCGCUCGACCGCAGAAACUACACGCAGCUCGUGGAGACGACGCUCGAGAUCGCGCUCAAGGUUGGCGUCAGCGAGAUCGUCGGACGCGUCGUCGAGGAUUUAAAAGACGAGAGCGAGCCGUACAGACGCAUGGUCAUGGAGACCAUCACGCGCGUCAUCGAAAAGCUCGGCACCGCGGACGUGGACGCGCGCCUGGAGGAGCUCCUCGUGGACGGCAUCCUGUAUUCGUUCCAGGAGCAGACGGGCGACGACGGCGACGUCAUGCUCGACGGGUUCGGAACCGUCGUGAACGCGUUGGGGACAAGGGCCAAGCCGUAUCUUCCCCAAAUUUGCGGCACGAUCAAGUGGCGUCUGAACAACAAAUCCGCGGAGGUGCGGCAGCAGGCUGCGGAUCUCAUCGCGCGCGUCGCGAGCGUGAUGAAAACGUGCGAGGAGGAGCAGCUCAUGGGCCACCUCGGCGUGGUGUUGUACGAGUACCUCGGGGAGGAGUACCCGGAGGUGCUCGGGUCCAUUCUCGGCGCGCUCAAGUCCAUCGUCAACGUCACCGGCAUGUCGAAGAUGACGCCGCCGGUGAAGGACCUCCUCCCGCGGCUGACGCCGAUCCUGAAGAACAGGCACGAGAAGGUGCAAGAGAACUGCAUCGACCUCGUCGGGCGGAUCGCGGACCGCGGCGCGGAGUUCGUCCCCGCGCGCGAGUGGAUGCGCAUCUGUUUCGAACUUCUCGAGAUGCUCAAGGCGACGAAGAAGGCUAUUCGACGCGCCACCGUGAACACCUUUGGAUUCAUCGCGAAAGCCAUCGGGCCCCAAGACGUCCUCGCGACGCUGCUAAACAACCUGAAAGUGCAGGAGCGACAGAAUCGCGUGUGCACGACGGUCGCGAUCGCCAUCGUCGCGGAGACGUGCUCGCCGUUCACCGUGCUGCCCGCGCUGAUGAACGAAUACCGCGACGCGCUCAUGGACCGUGACUUGGUGCAUCGACAGACCGCGGCGGUGACGGUGAAGCACCUCGCGUUGGGAUGCGCCGGGUUGGGAUGCGAAGACGCGAUCACGCAUCUGUUGAAUUACACGUGGCCGAACGUUUUCGAGACGAGUCCGCAUCUCAUCAACGCCGUUUCUGAGGCGAUCGACGGCGCGCGCGUGUGCUUGGGACCCGGGUUCGUGUUGGGGUACACGCUGCAGGGGUUGUUUCACCCGGCGAGGAAAGUGCGGGAGACGUACUGGAAGAUUUAUAACGCGUUGUACAUCGGGUCGCAAGACGCGCUCGCGGCGCACUACCCGCAGCUGGAGGACGAGGGCGAGUGCGCGUAUCGAAGGCACGAGCUCGACAUGUUCUUGUGACGACGACGGGAGGGAGGAUUGACGGAGGGACGGGAGGUCGCGCGCGGGGCGCGAACGCAGCGCGAGGCGCGGAGGGUAUCGUAAAGUAGAAGAAGAUGUAUUUGAAACGCUUACGGAAGU